AUGCGGGAACUGGGUUUUCUUGCUCCUUUGAGUAACUGCAGACACUUGAAGAGGAUAAUUUUUUCAAACAACUCUUUUAUUGGAAUACUUCCAAAAUCCCUUGGCUUAGGUAAUUUGUCGGCAUCUCUUGAAAUCUUCGUUCCUAAUAAUUGUGGUCUCAAAGGCCUGAUUCCAAAUGAAAUUGGUAAUUUCAACAACUUAAUCUUGUUGGAAUUGAUAGGCAAUGACUUAAUAGGAACAGUUCCUGAUGCACUAGGGCAAUUAAUGAGAGUACAAAGCCUCUUAAUUGGAAGAAAUGAACUAAUGGGACCAAUACCUGCCAACUUUUUCAAUAUUGAAAAUUUGUACCAUCUAAAUUUGAGAGAAAAUAAGCUCUCUGAACAGCUGUCGAGUUGCUUUGGAAAGCUUACUUCAUUACGAGAAAUUUUUUUAGAUUACGACAAGCUGACUUCAGCUAUACAAUCAGAGUUAUGGACUAACAAGUACCUCAGAAUUGUUGAGUUGUCAUAUAAUAUGUUCAUUGGUUCUGUGCCUCCAGAAAUUGGAAGUAGAAACACCAUGCUAGACUUAUAUUUAUUAGGAAAUCAAUUGUCAGGUGAAAUUUCGACUACUUUUGGUGGUGAAAUUCCAAAUGGAGGGCCUUUUAAGAACUUAACCCCAGAUUCUUUCAAAAGCAAUAAAGAAUUAUGUGGAGCAUCUCAAUUCAAAGUCGUGCCAUGCAAAGGUAAUACAACAAAAUCAUCAAGCAAGACUAGAGUUCUGAAGUACAUUUUACCAUCAAGUGCAUUGGUAGCAAGUCUAGUAAUUAUUAUGGUUUGGCUGGUAAAAUGCCAUAAUAGACAAACAGGUCUUCCAGAUCAGUCUAUUUCCCCCUUUACCUUGAAGAGGAUUACCUAUAAUGAGGUACUUUAUUCUACCAAUAACUUUGAUGAAGAGAAUUUAAUUGGCAGAGGCAGUAUUGGUUCAGUAUUCAAGGAAACAUUUUUCAAUGGAAUGAUUUCUGCUCUUAAGGUUUUCAAUUUAGAUAUAGAAGGUGCAAACAAAAGCUUUGAUUCAGAGUGCCAUAUAUUGUGCAACAUUCGCCACGGGAAUCUUGUCAAGGUAAUUAGUAGUUGCUCUAACCUUGACUUUAAAGCCUUGGUUUGGAAUACAUGCCUAAAGAAAACCUUAACUAUUGGUUGUACUCUUGUGACUAUUGCCUAUAUAUGGCUCAAAAUUGGAAAUAAUGAUGGAUGUCGCAUCUGCUUUGGAAUAUCUACAUCAUUGGUGUCCGUCCCAAAUUGUCCACUGUGA
Olea europaea var. sylvestris is the source of this 1293-nucleotide messenger RNA. Its product is annotated as MDIS1-interacting receptor like kinase 2-like. Gene Ontology annotation, molecular function: protein binding. Bases 1 to 1293 code for a protein of 430 amino acids. The transcript is spliced from 2 exons. The record is from RefSeq and is a predicted model, not a curated record. NCBI's taxonomy places the organism in Eukaryota, Viridiplantae, Streptophyta, Magnoliopsida, Lamiales, Oleaceae.